Symbiodinium sp. CCMP2592 is the source of this 2427-nucleotide messenger RNA. Lineage: Eukaryota; Dinophyceae; Suessiales; Symbiodiniaceae. The record is from the annotation of a GenBank genome assembly.
AUGGUGGGGGGUGCACCCGUCGCCCCCACACUGUGCUUGGGAGCGUCGCUACCUUUGGUACAUGCCUGGCGCGGCUCUCUGCCCGACAUUGCUAGCAGCUCACUUGGCGAUGAAGGUGCCGUGGAGACCUUGAGUCACAAGCGCUUGGUUGCGGUCAUCUAUCCAGCCAUGGCCGUCGCGGCUAUUCUCUUUGCCGUCCUGCUGGCGACUGCUUUGCGGAACACGGAAGAGCGGACGGCGCAGAAGGCCAAAAUGACUUUGAAGGGCAACCAGCUGCUGCAAAGAGCUGGCACUUUCCAUGCCGUGAAGCAGCUGAACCCAGAAACGACAUUUCUUGAGGAUUUCAAGUCCGCUUUCACCUGGAAGCGACUGGCCGUCUUCGCGUUCGCGAUUUUCCUGGGACUAAGUGUAGCACUUUUCGCGGACCGCAAUCUCUUCGCCAUUGGGAAGAGCGUUUCAGGCAUCGCCUCAGCGGAAGUCUGCCAAGCUGUGUGUUCGGCGGACCCUUUGGCGCUGUGUGAUGAUGCCCACCUCACCUUCGAGAAGAGAUACUGUACUGUCCAUGGCAAAGACUGUGGGCGCACAGCCCGUGAGAGUAGCACCAUUGAAUUCGUCAGCUGCUCCUUUAGUGUACUUCCACAGGCAUGGAAAGUGGACUUCGUGCUCAUCUCGGCUGUCAUGGGCAUGUAUCUCAUUGUCGAGGGAAUGUCCGCAGAGCUCAUUCUCUUCGGGCUCAGCUGCAUCUAUGGUUUCCUCGGUAUUAUCACCGGAGACGAGGCCUGGGCAGGUAUUGCCAGCAGCAGCGUUAUUGGACUGGCCCUCCUUUUCCCUAUUGCUUCAGCGAUUGAAGAAACAGGUGUGCUGGACACUGCCGUUGGUGUGAUGCUGGGAAGUCCACAGUCCUUUCAUGUCGCCUUCCUGCGAAUGCUCGUUCCGGUUGCCGUCCUUUCAGCAUUCUUGAGCAACACGGCCAUCGUGACCAUGAUGAUUCCAAUCAUCGUCUCCUGGUCUCGGACCCUGGGCGUCGCGCCGGGCAAAUUGUUGAUGCCGCUGUCCUUCGCCGCCCAGCUCGGUGGAUCCUGCACGCUGAUCGGCUCUUCUCACUGCCUGGUUGCUCGCGAUAGCGUGGACAUGGCGUUGUACACUAUGACAUUUUUCGACUUGUCCUACAGUGGCACCAUUCUUUGUGUCGUCAGCUUCGGUUUCAUGGCCUUGGCCUUGCCUUGCCUUUCAUCUUCUGCUGCGCAAGCUGAACCGAGCGAGCCGACUGAUGACAAGCAGACGGCGCUGGAGAACUUCUACACCGUCGACUUCUUUGUCCGACCGGGCGGGGGCUAUGUGGGCAUGGACCCGGAGUUGGCCCGACUUCAGUUGAAGCGUCUACCUGGCGUGAAGUACAUUCAAGCUCCGAGGGUCCCACUAGAGGACAACGCGCGACUCAGCUGUCUUGUCGCAGACGUGGGUGUCCUCUCCCUGCGGCAGAUAAGGGGCCUGCGCAUAGCCAACGAGUGUCAGCUCCGAGCACUCGGCAUGGAGCGGGAGAGGCGCCACCUUUACGAAGCCUGCCUCUCCAGCCGGAGCCGAAUUCUGAAUGCACCUUUCGAAUAUGAUGCCAUGAGACAAGCCCUUGGUUGCUGCCCCAUCUCCAUACGGGGCAAGGAGGGUGUACCGCAAGCUGGUGACAUCUUGCUUGUGGAAGCAGAUGAGCGAUAUGUAGGGGAGGCACUUUGGGAAGAGGAGUUUACCAUAACAAAGAUGGUGCCAAACUCCAGUCCAGAGCGAACUGGCGGGGUCCACGAUCGAGUACGUUGUAUCUCAGUUUGUUUGGGUAUGGCCGUGCUGAUCUUCUCCGUGACACUGGAAUUGGUCCGGCUUUCAACCGGAGCUGGGAUUUUUGUGCUUCUUCUCGUUCUCACGAAUGCCUUCAGCAUGCAAAGUGUCUACAAGACCAUCAAGGGCCCCGUCCUUUUGACGAUAGCUGGUGCUGGCGGGCUGUCCCUCGCUUUGCAGGCGACAGGGAUCGCGAUGUUUGCUGCCAAGCAGAUGACGGCGAUGGCGACGCCCUUUGGAACCGUCGGACUGCGAACUGCCGUCUAUUUGUUGGCGGCAUCCUUGUCACUGUUCAUGAACAACAGCGCAACUGUUGCCAUUAUUGGCCCUAUGCUGGCAACGAUGGCUCGCAGCACUUGCAGCGCCGACGAUGUCGAGUGCCAACAGACCAGCGUCAAGGCGCUCUCGCACGUGAUGGUCUUCGCAGCCGGCAGUUGCUUCAUGUCACCCCUGGGCUACCAGACCAACCUUAUGGUCAUGAAGGAUGGUGGCUAUACGUUUGGCGACUUCACCAAGUACGGAAGCCUCGUCCAGGUGCUUCACAUGGUCGUCUGUGUCGGCGUGGUUUCUCUCUUCGUGGACAUCUUCAAGCUGUAG